Molecule: messenger RNA, 1227 nt
Organism: Paraglomus brasilianum
Lineage: Eukaryota; Fungi; Glomeromycota; Glomeromycetes; Paraglomerales; Paraglomeraceae
Source: the annotation of a GenBank genome assembly
AUGCUUAAACUGUGCCAAGUGCGUUCCUUCUUGCUGCGUCCUUCUUACCAAAUAUGCCCUGCUGUGAGAUCAUACUCUAUAAAGAAGGAGCAGAAUACUCCCCUCACAUUAGCGUUAAGAGAUAAAAUAAAGAGGAGCGGCACCAUUAGUGUCGCUGAAUAUAUGAAUGAAGCCCUGACAGACUCGCUUCAUGGGUACUAUACCAAAGGCGAUAUGUUUGGUGUUGAGGGCGAUUUCACCACUUCACCGGAAGUCAGUCAAAUGUUUGGAGAAUUAAUUGGGAUAUGGUUCGUCAACCAAUGGCAAAAUUCUGGUAAACCUGCUAAUAUACAAAUUAUUGAGUAUGGGCCUGGAAGAGGAACAUUGUUGGAUGAUAUGCUCAGAGCAAUGGCUAGCUUCAAAGACUUUUUCGGGUCAUUAAAGAAUGUCCAUUUAAUCGAAGUAAGCCCGGCCCUACGAAAGUUGCAACAUGAAAAACUUUGCGGUGGCAAAUCAUCAGGCGCAUCAUCCUCUUUCGAGUUUGCCGGACCAAAGUUCCAUUGGCAUGAUUCGAUUAGAAAUAUCCCAGGCGUAUGGUCCAUGAUAAUUGCCCAUGAAUUUUUCGAUGCGUUACCAGUUCACCAGUUCAAGAAAACCAAAGAUGGCUGGCGUGAAAUUAUGGUGGACAUUGACGAAAGCGAUCAAAGUACAUACCACUUCCAACUCGUUACAUCCUCGACAUCAACCACUGCUUCAAACGUCUACACUAGUGCGCCAGAGUAUGAACGGAUGAGUGUUGGAGAUACUAUAGAAAUAUCUCCAUUGUCAUGGAACAAUGCAAAUGAAAUUGCAAAGUAUAUUCACGACUAUGGAGGAUCAGCCCUCAUAAUUGAUUAUGGCAAGGAUCAUUUGCAAGGCGAUACAUUACGGGCGGUGAAGAAACACCGAUUUACCUCUAUUCUGACUACGCCGGGUGAAGUCGAUCUUACUGCAGAUGUAGACUUUGCAUAUUUAAAAUCUGCAGCUGCGGGUUUAGUCAACACGCAUGGACCAAUAAGACAACGUGACUUUCUCGAGAAAUUUGGUAUACAAUUGAGAUUGUCCAUGCUGCUAAAAAAUACACCAAAAUCAAACCAUAGGAUUCUUAUAUCAGAAUAUGAAAGACUUACAUCCCCUUUAUUGAUGGGAAGUGUGUACAAGUUUAUGUGCAUGGUGCCACUUCGUUCACAGCUACCUUUUCCAUUUUGA